Neltuma alba is the source of this 1053-nucleotide messenger RNA. RefSeq lists its product as uncharacterized. Lineage: Eukaryota; Viridiplantae; Streptophyta; Magnoliopsida; Fabales; Fabaceae. The record is from RefSeq and is a predicted model, not a curated record. Gene Ontology annotation, molecular function: zinc ion binding. The coding region runs from base 1 to 1053 and encodes 350 amino acids. The transcript has a single exon.
AUGGGCCUCAUUGGUAAUAGAUUUGAGCGUGUGUUCAUUGCAUACGGUGCAUGUGUUGAGGGUUUUUUGAACGGUGCAAGGCCUAUAUUAUAUGUUGAUGGUACUCAUUUAAGUGGUCCAUAUAAGGGGACGUUACUGUCAGCUUCGGCAUAUGAUGCGGAUAAUGAGAUGUUGCCGUUUGCAAUAGCAGUGGUGAAGGGAGAGAAUCUUGAUGACUGGACGUGGUUUUUUCACAAGAUUAAACAAAAACAAGUUGGUUCAAUGCAACUGACUAUUGUGUCAGAUAGACAUAAUUCUAUAAUUGGUGCUGUGCAAGCAAUAUUUGGGGGUGAAAGGCAUGCAUACUGUUAUAGGCAUGUGAAGGAGAACUUUAGCUCUGAAUAUAUGAAAUUAAACAGAGGUCGGAGAAGGACAAGUGAAAAUUCAAAGGAAGAUGCAUUAAAGGUACUGGAUAAAGUGGCUUAUGCAAGACUUGCGGAUGAGUUUGAUCAUGCGCUGGAUGAUCUCAGAACCAUGUCUCAUGAGUUAUAUGAGUGGGUUAUCAAUCAAGGUGAUGUGGAUAGGUGGGCAUUGAGCAAGUUCCCAUAUAGAAGGUGGGACAACAUAACAACUAAUUUAGCUGAAUCUUUUAAUGCUUGGAUGGUAAGGGAGAGGAAGCAUAACGUGGCCCAAAUGAUCCAUGAGCACCGGGAGAAAGUAGCAAGAAAGAUGCAUGCAUCAUAUGCAGCAAUGACUAAGUGGAGUAAUUGCGUUGGGCCAAAAAUAGAGGCAAAAGUAUUGGAGCAUGUGUAUUUCGGUAGGUACAUGCACUGUGAGAAUUAUGGAGGGGGAAGAAUAUGCGUGCACACAUCAUGUGGAGACCAAAGAGUGGACCUUGGCCUACACAAAUGUAGCUGUGGAACUUGGCAAAUGUUAGGGAUUCCAUGCUCACAUGCUUGUGCAGCCAUUAAGACCAUAGGGGGAAACGUUUAUGAUUAUGUUGAAGAGUGUUACAAACGUUCAUCCCAAGAAAAAAAUCUAUGCCCGGAGCAUGGUUCCAGUGGUGACAAUUGA